This is a messenger RNA of Drosophila ficusphila, 969 nucleotides long. Its product is annotated as protein lethal(2)k10201. The coding region runs from base 173 to 835 and encodes 220 amino acids. The transcript is spliced from 2 exons. The record is from RefSeq and is a predicted model, not a curated record. NCBI's taxonomy places the organism in Eukaryota, Metazoa, Arthropoda, Insecta, Diptera, Drosophilidae.
UUGACUUAAAUGCAUUAAGUACGUAAUCUUUGUAAAAAUUGAUUGUUUGAAUCCACCAUUAAUAAUAAAAAAGAAACCAAAUAAUCAUCUUGGAAGAAGUGAGCCAGUGGGAUCUGUUUAAAAGACACGUAGGAACCAAAACAAAACAAAACAAUUCCCGGACACAAACAAAAUGGAUUCGGAAGCUGCGACAUCAGAAUUUCUCUCCCGAGAGCAAAUUAUAAAGAUCCUUAACGAAACGCCAGGGGGAUUUAUAAAACCCACGGAUCCACCGUCACCAGCCCCACGACCUUUUAAAAAACUAGGAGUUUUGGUGGAAAUUGAUGAAAUCGUGGGCCCCCAAGAAAAUACAAUGAAAUCUGGAGACAACAGAUGUAAGGAACAAUCGUACUGUUGCGCAGAAUGUCGAAGGAUGUUGCCCACGGCACAUUUACUAGAUUUGCACAUCACCGAACAGCACGAUUUAUAUUUUGCCGCCAGCGUGGAUCGAGGGGAUAAGCCAAUGUUUUCCUGUUUUCUGGAGGAAUGCACUAUCAAGUUUCAAACUCCCCGACAGCGCAAGGAUCACUGCAUUGUAGUGCACAAGUUUCCGGCCAACUAUCGAUUCGAUCAGGGCAAGGAUAAAGCCAAAGAAAAGCGUCAACCCAAAAGCAAAGUCAAUUCCAUGGAGGUGGACGAGGUGCACGAUGAAACCAGAAGUCUGCCCUACAUAAAGGCCUUUAGUUUUGGCCACCAAACGCACAGGACUUUCUACACUCGCAAGGAUAAAAAACCUGGCGAAUCACUCGAUAAUGUGCAAUCCAUGAAGGAUGCUAUCAACGAUAUUCUGGAUUAGAUUUACACAACUAUUUAUUUUGCGAAUGAAGCAUUAUCCUGGUACAACUACAUUAGUCCGUUAGCGGAAACAUUGAAGAUCAUUUUGCCUUGCCGCUGGGCCUGAAAUGAAUAAAGUUGAGUUUUUAUUGUUGA